Molecule: messenger RNA, 2852 nt
Organism: Doryrhamphus excisus (bluestripe pipefish)
Lineage: Eukaryota; Metazoa; Chordata; Actinopteri; Syngnathiformes; Syngnathidae
Product: double-strand-break repair protein rad21 homolog A-like
Biological process (GO): sister chromatid cohesion; replication-born double-strand break repair via sister chromatid exchange
Cellular component (GO): cohesin complex
Molecular function (GO): chromatin binding; protein binding
Source: RefSeq, a predicted model, not a curated record
CAUUUUUGACUGUAAACAUCCUGUCGAUUUUAAAAGGGCAGCGCUGAGCGGGAGGAAGGCGACUGGCGCCAUCUUUACUGUUUUAAUGAGUACAACAGGGUGGAAUUCGCUGGGAGAAAUAACAUAAUUUGCGGAAUUUCACUCACAGGUGGUGCACCGUUGGUGAACCCACACCAUUGUGAGUGUGUGAGACAGUGGUUCCGGGGCAAUGUUCUACGCCCACUUUGUCCUCAGCAAACGUGGGCCGCUGGCCAAGAUCUGGCUGGCGGCCCACUGGGACAAGAAGCUGACCAAGGCUCAUGUGUUCGAAUGCAACUUGGAGAGCAGUGUGGAGAGCAUCAUCUCGCCCAAGGUGAAGAUGGCGCUGCGUACAUCAGGUCACCUGCUUCUGGGGGUGGUCAGAAUCUACCACAGGAAGGCCAAGUACCUGCUGGCUGACUGUAACGAAGCCUUUAUCAAAAUCAAAAUGGCUUUCAGACCAGGUGUGGUAGAUUUGCCCGAGGAAAACAGAGAGGCGGCCUACAAUGCCAUUACCUUACCCGAGGAGUUCCAUGAUUUUGACCAGCCGCUUCCUGACCUGGAUGACAUUGAUGUGGCCCAGCAAUUUACCCUGAACCAGAGCAGAGUUGAGGAGAUCACCAUGAGAGAGGAUGUUGGCAAUCUCAGCCUCUUGCAAGACAAUGACUUUGCUGACUUCGGCAUGGACGACCGGGAGAUGAUGCGUGAUGCCAGCACGUUUGAGGAGGACAUCAUGCAUGGCGCCACAGCCUCUAACCUUUUGUUGGAGGCUGAGCCCGGUCCGGCUAAUCUGCCUGAUAAAUCCAACCACAUGGAGUAUGAUGACUUCGGGGACGCCUCCAUGGGCAACAGUGAUGGAGGGAUGCUUGUGGAUAAGCUACUGAGCUCUGAAGAUGGAGGCGGUAUCUUUGACGACCCUCCAGCCAUCACCGAGAGCGUCAUGAUGCCUCCUGAUCAUGGUGAUGAUGAGGAUGACUUUGACAAUCUCCAGUCACCGGGCCCAGACAGCCCAGACUCUGGUCCAGCAGAGCCAUUGCCAGCCAUGGCCGACCAGACAGAGCAAACCACGCUGGUCCACAACGAGGAGGAAGCCUUUGCACUGGAGCCAAUCGACAUCACUGUGAAAGAGACCAAGGCCAAGCGAAAGAGGAAGCUGAUUGUCGACAGCGUGAAGGAGUUGGACAGCAAAACCAUCAGGGCCCAAUUGUCCGACUACUCUGACAUUGUCACCACCCUGGACCUGGCCCCUCCCACUAAGAAGUUGAUGAUGUGGAAGGAGACCGGAGGAGUAGAAAAGCUCUUCUCCCUCCCCGCUCAACCUCUCUGGAACGCCAGGCUGCUCAAGAUGUUCACACGCUGCCUGACACCUCUGGUGCCAGAUGAGCUGAGGAAGAGGAGGAAGGGUGGCGAGGCAGACAGUCUGGACGAGUUCCUCAAAGAGCUGGAGAAUCCCGAGGUGCCCAGAGAGGAGGUCAUGGGUCAGCACAGAGAUGUCAUUGAUCAGACCAUCAUGGAAGAGCCCAGCAUGCUGGCCACGUCCGCAGUGGAAGGCAGCAGGACCACGCUGGAUGAGACGGUCAUGCCCCCUCCCUCCACUCCCCGGGGUGUCAAACGCAAGACUCUUGACAAGGAGAGCACCCUGCCUAUGGCCGCCUUGGAUCAGCAACAACCGCAACAGGCGGCUGACCGCUCGGCCUUGUCUCAGAGGCUAGACAUGCCCCAGGUGGACCUGCCCCCAGAGGAGACCACUGUCAACCUCACCCAGCUCGUUCCCGAACUUGACCUGAUUGGAGAGAAGAGCAAGGACAAGAAAGAUGAAAGCGACGAAGAGGAGGAAGAAGAAGGUCAGGCUGGAGACCAGGACCAAGAAGAGAAGCGAUGGAACAAGAGAACCCAGCAGAUGCUACACGGUCUCCAGCGCGUCAUGGCCAAGACCGGAGCAGACUCGGUCAGCCUGCUCGACCUGUGCCGGAACAACAACAGGAAGCAGGCGGCGGCCAAGUUCUACAGUUUCCUGGUCCUCAAGAAGCAGCAAGCUAUCGAGGUCACCCAGAGAGAGCCUUACAGCGACAUCAUCGCCACAGCCGGACCACGAUUCAACCUUAUUUAGACUUUGGAAGAGAAACACUGCUUUUUUUAAUGCUCAGCUUUUUAUUUUGUCUUUUCUGUCACACUUUCUUUUUACCAGAGAAAACGAUGGGCUUAGUAGGGGGAAGGGUUUUGAAACUUUUUAAAACGAUUGGACUGUAUUUCAGGUGGAAACAUGCAGUAUUCAUUGGGUUUAAACUGAAAGCAGAGAAUGUUUAACAGUUAUAUUUAUAUAGAAGCAUUUCUCACUCAUCAAGUUCAGCACCGACUCAUUCACUUUUAAGUCAAAUUCCCAUUGUCUUUACUCCCCAAGUCUUACCACAGUACUCGUCUCAGCCUAGAAAUAUUGCAUCUUUUAGACGUGAAACAAUACAUUUUUGCCAAGUGGAAUCCAGCAUCUACAUGUACAUGUUAUGGAAGCUACUGUUUUAUUACUCUGAAGUGUAACCUCUCCAAUUUAUCCUUGUUGCACUCGUUUUUUUUCCAUAACAAACAAAAGGUAAUUGUCAAAAAUGUUGUCAUAUACCCUGUCGCCAGAUAUCAUGAUUCAGUUGUAUAAUUCAGGCAGUUUUAUUUCAUGUUGUUUUUUUGUAUUUUGCAUUUACGCUUGUUCACCUUUUUGCAUCAUGUAACUAGGUAAUCUACUUGUUACAGAUACGUACAGUGUCCCACCUUUUUAGUCUUUGGGUAAUCUCUAGUGAUACAUCUGUAAAGGUUGGAAAUAAAGUGUUUUAAGUACAUGGUUA